This is a messenger RNA of Paraglomus brasilianum, 796 nucleotides long. The record is from the annotation of a GenBank genome assembly. NCBI's taxonomy places the organism in Eukaryota, Fungi, Glomeromycota, Glomeromycetes, Paraglomerales, Paraglomeraceae.
AUGGAUGAGAAAUCUGAAAACGGAGUUCAUAGAUUCUUUCAGAUAUCAGAGACUGGUAAUCCCGUAUGGCACAGCGGGAAAAGUGAUAGUUGUGCCUCACCUUGGACCAAUCCUGGUGAUUACAGUAUGGGACGUCAUAUGCUUACUAUGGACACACUAUAUAAAUUUCCCUCCGAGAACGGCAUCGCAAAACCAGACGACAUAUUUGAUGAAAAUGUUGGAGCUUCUCGCCGAACAGAUUUUCAAAAUGGAGGAGACUGUGCUAGCUCGUCCAUCCGCAGUGAACCUCACGAUUUCGAAACGGAGAGGAAGGGUUCUAAAAUACCUCUUCGGUGCUUCGAUUCGCUGUGGGACAGGCAACAGAGUAGAGAUAGAAUCGAUCAACAAAAAGAUAGCGGAAACAAGAGUAAGAAUGAUGCCGAGAUUGUUUUCGAAUGUCCCAACCAAUCAGGAAUUCGAAAAUUUCAGACAAGCCUGGGGCAAUUGCUCCGAAUUGGUUCCUAUUGCAACUCUGUAUGGACAAUGGAAACCCCAAAGACGCCGUGCUGUCCUGUAUUCCCGGACAAUCAAUCUGAAAAGCAUGAAAACGGUACCUCCCUGUGUCAAGUGUCAGUUGGUGAUAAAUUCACUGGCUCCUCGUAUAAUCCGCCCAUUGUAGUCGAAAUUGUGAACUCAUCCAAUUGUUCUCGUGUUGCAACUUCUCUUGGCCUUGACCUCCAUAUCGAAACUCCUCAAGAUACUAUACAUUAUGUGAAAGAUGAUCUUAUCUGUUAUAUUGAGGAAGUUAGAGGAUAUG